AUGGGUGGAGCAUCUUUCGCAAAGCCGCCGGGGCCUGUCGUCGGAGAGACGAGACUCUUCUCGAAGGCCAACGUUCGUCCGCUUCUUUUGUGCUCGAUUGCCGUCUUUGGCGCUGUCCUCUAUGGCUACGAUGGAACAUACUGGACGGGCCUGCUUGAAAUGCAAAAGUUCAAGGAAGACUAUGGUACCCCAGGCGUCGAUGACCAAGGCCAACCAACGAUCGACAUUACCUCUUCGCAGAGGGCUGUCCUGACGUCGAUCAUCCAGGCCGGUGAAGUGGUCGGUGCCCUCCUUGCUGGACCUGUCGGCGAUCGCUUUGGCCGACGCGGUGGUUUCUUCUACGCCGUCUUCCUCCUCACGCUCGGUUCCGUGCUUCAGUUGAUUGUCGCCGGCAGCAUUCCCCUCCUCGGAGUCGGACGAGCCAUUCUGGGCAUGGGUGUGGGUGCCGUCGCAAACAGCACGCCCCUCUACCUUGGUGAAGUAUCACCUAAUGCUAUCCGAGGUGCCGUCGUCGGCUCAUGGCAACUGCUGCUCUCCAUCGGACAAGUCAUCGGAGCUUGUGUCUCGCAGGGAACCAAGGAUCGGACCGACACUGGCGCAUACAGAAUCCCGAUUGGCAUCAACCUUGGUUUUGCCCUGGUCCUCUUUAUUGGUAUCUUCAUUCUUCCCGAAUCACCUCGAUGGCUCGUCACCAAGGGCCGCGACGAACAAGCUCUCAAGUCACUGCACCGCAUCAACUGUGGACAGCCAGACCCAACGGCGGUCAUCGAGGCGGAAUACAAGAGCUUCGUUGACGCCAAAAGGGAGGAAGACGAGAUGGGAAAGAUGGGCUGGGGCUCGCUCAUGCACGGCGUCGAGCGUCGCAAGCUCCUCAUUGUCUGUGGCACCCUGACAGCACAGCAGAUCUCGGGCGUUCAGUUCAUCUUCUCGUACACGACCACCUUCUUUGCCAACAGCGGUGUCGACGACGCCUUCCUCAUCACCAUCAUUGUGGACAUCAUUCAGGUCGUCGGCGUCCUCUGCAGCUUCUUCCUCGUCAACCGAUUUGGCCGAAGACCCCUGCUGCUCUCCACGUCGGUCCCCAUGUUCAUCGCCCUCUUCGUCUGCGGUGGCCUCGGCACAAUUCCCACACUGGAGCGGAACACGGCGCAGAAUCGCUGCUUGAUCGCCAUGAUUUGCAUCUACGUCUUCUUCUUCAACCUGGCGUGGGGUCCACUUGCGUGGAGCAUCGCCUCUGAAUGCGCCGUGGGCAGCAAUCGGCAGAAGCUCAUGUCGCUCGGCACAGCCUGCUUCUUCAUCUCUGCCUUUGUCGUGGCCUUCACCCUGCCCUACCUCUUUGACGACGACGAGGCUGGCCUUGGUGCGCAGAUCGGCUGGAUCUAUGGAGGCGGCAUGCUCAUCGCCAUUGCUUUCACGUGGUUCUGCAUCCCCGAGACGCUCGGCAGGACCCUCGAGGAGAUCAACGAGAUGAUCAACCGCAGGGUGCCCGCGAGAAAGUGGACGAGCUACAUGACCGAGGUCGAAGCCGACGGCGCCUUCUCGCCUGACAUGCACAAGCAGUCGCUUCCAAGCUCGGGAGAGGGAGAAGACGACGACGACCUCAAGGCGCGAACAGACGGCAAGAAGUCUUCGACGCCCGGCGCGGACGAGACAACAGCUGACGUCAGGGACGCGGAGGAGCGUCUAUAG
This is a messenger RNA of Acaromyces ingoldii, 1689 nucleotides long. Its product is annotated as general substrate transporter. The transcript is spliced from 4 exons. NCBI's taxonomy places the organism in Eukaryota, Fungi, Basidiomycota, Exobasidiomycetes, Exobasidiales, Cryptobasidiaceae. Gene Ontology annotation, molecular function: carbohydrate:proton symporter activity. The record is from RefSeq and is a predicted model, not a curated record. Gene Ontology annotation, biological process: transmembrane transport; carbohydrate transport. Gene Ontology annotation, cellular component: membrane. The coding region runs from base 1 to 1689 and encodes 562 amino acids.